AUGGCAAACCUGAAGCACCUCUUCUCUUUCAUCAUUCUCUUCUUACUCAGCCUUGGGGGUAAUAAACAGUCCAUGGCAGAUGAUAUGAUAAGAGUGGGCGUAGUUCUUGAUUUGAACUCCACAGUGGGAAAAGUGGCAGAGAGCUACAUAUUGAUGGCGGUCUCUGAUUUCUAUGCUGUGAAUGCUAAUUAUCGAACUAGACUCAGUCUUUUUACCAGGGAUUCUAAGGAUGAUGUUGUUGGUGCAGCAUGUGCAGCUCUAGAUCUGAUGAAGAACGAAAAAGUGUAUGCCAUCAUAGGACCUCAAAGUUCAGCACAAGCUAAGUUUGUUGCAAAACUUGGUGAAAAGGCUCAUGUUCCUAUCCUUUCUUUCUCAGCCACAAGUCCCUUUCUUUCCACAAAUUAUAACCCAUUUUUCAUUCAGACAACCCAAGAUGAUUCAACUCAAGUGAAAGCCAUAGCUGCCUUAAUUCAAGCUUAUGGUUGGCGAGAAGUCAUCCCUAUCUAUGAAGACACAGAAUAUGGCACUGACUUAAUUCUAUAUUUGAUAGAUGCUUUCCAAGAGGUUGAUGUUCGAUUUCCUUACAGAAGUGUCAUUUCUCCAUCUUCAAAAGAUAGUGAUAUUUUAGAGGAGCUUAACAAAUUAAAGGCAAUGCAAACAAAAAUAUUCCUUGUACACAUGACUGCUUCUCUUGGCUCAAAGCUUUUUGUACAUGUAAAGAAUUUAGGAAUGAUGAAAGAAGGGUAUGCAUGGAUAACGACACAAGGGCUAUCAAGUUUGUUAGAUGCUAUUAAUUCAAAGAUCAUGGACUCAAUGCAAGGUGUUUUGGGAAUUAGGCCAUAUAUACGAAUUUCGAAAGAUCUUGAAGAUUUUGAAAGAAGAUGGACAACAAAUUACACCUCAACAAAAACAAACUACAAGACUUUUGGGUUAAACCUCUUUGGAUUACGAGCAUAUGAUACAGUUUGGGCAUUGGCUAUGGCAGUGGAGAAGGCUAAUAUAGAGCAUUCUAGCUUUUUGAAGCAAAAUGCUAGUGAAAGUAAAGUAGACCUUGCAGCCAUAGGAGUUUCUGAAAUUGGUCCAAUGCUUUUCAACAAAAUUGCAAGCACUAGAUUUCAAGGCCUUAGUGGGUACUUCAAUUUGGUUAAGGGACAGAUGAAAGCUUCAACCUUUGAAAUCUUUAAUGUGAUAGAACGAAGGGAGAGGAUUAUUGGAUAUUGGAACCCCAAGAAAGGUCUUUCACAAGAAAUAGAUGACAUUAGUGAAAUAGCAUACUCAAUAUCAAAGGACAAACUUAAGCCACCAAUCUGGCCUGGAGACACAACAAACCAGCCUAAAAAGUUGAAGAUUGGGAUUCCAAUUGGAGAUGGUUUUAAUGAGUUUAUAAAGGUUCAAUGGUAUCCUCAUGAUGGUAAACCAAAAAUAUCUGGGUUUUCAAUUGACGUGUUCCUUGCUGCACUGGAUAUAUUACCCUUUCCCCUUCCACAUGAGUUUGUACCAUAUGCGAACAAUAGGCAGAGUGCAGGAACUUAUGAUGAACUUCUUUUCCAAAUCAAACUUAAGAAGUUUGAUGCUGUGGUUGGAGACACAACAAUUGUGGCUAGUCGCUCCUCAUAUGUGGAUUUUACAUUACCUUAUUCUGAAUCAGGUGUGUCAAUGGUGGUUUUGAUGAAAGAUGAUGAAAAGAAGAAUAUGUGGAUUUUCUUAAAGCCACUAAGCUGGGAUCUUUGGUUAGCAACCAUUGCAACCUCCAUUUUUAUAGGGUUGGUAACAUGGGUUCUUGAACGCCAUGUAAAUUCUAAGUUUGGAGGGCGCCUUGAUCAACAAAUUCGCACGAUUUUCUUGUUCUCCUUUGCAACACUCACCUCUGGUCAUGGGGAGAAAGUGGUCAACAGUUUGUCAAGAUUUGUACUGAUCUUAUGGACCUUUACGUUACUCAUCCUAUCACAGAGUUACACAGCAAGCUUAACUUCAAUGUUGAUGGUACAAAAAUUGAAACCUAAAUUUGUUGAUGUGACUGAGAUAAAAAGGAAUGGUUACUUUGUAGGAUAUCAUAAAGAUUCCUUCGUUAGAGAGCUUCUUGUAGAACAGUUAAAUAUCGAUGAGUCCAAGCUAAAGGCUUAUAGUACUCCUGAGGAGUAUGAUGAAGCACUAUCAAAUGGAAGUGAUAAUGGUGGUGUAGCUGCUAUUGUUGAUGAGAUCCCAUACAUUAAGCUCUUCCUCUCGAAAUAUGGCUCUCGGUAUGCAAUGGUUGGACCAAUCUACAAAACUGAUGGAUUUGGCUUUGCCUUUCCGUGUGGAUCCCCUUUAGUCUCUUACAUUUCAAGAGCAACCUUGAAUGUCACUGAAGACAAAGAUAAGAUGACAGAUAUUAUGCGGAAAUACUUUUCAAGUCAAACUACAUCUACCGGUGAAAGUGGAAGUGCUGAAAUCUCUACAUAUUCUCCUAGUCUUGGUGUGUAUUGCUUCGGUGGUCUUUUCAUCAUAGUUGGAGUGGCUUCUUUGUUUUCCCUCUUGCUAUAUGUGGUGAAGAAGUUCCCUCACUUUCACUGGACAAACGCAAACAUUGUCCCUCUCGAAGGAUCUCUUUGGUUGAGAUUUAUUGAAUUGGUAAAGCAUUUCAGCCAGAAAUGUCUCCAUUCAUGGUCUUUUUUGAGAAAUGAAUCUACACCAAGUCCUAAAGGCUUUGGAGCUUCACUUAGAAUAGAGGAUAUGCAAAAACAUUCAAGGACAAGCAGUGAAGGAGAAGACGAUGUUGCUAUUGAUGUAGAUGACGAAAUUUUGUGA
Messenger RNA from Quercus lobata, 2787 nucleotides. RefSeq names its product glutamate receptor 2.8-like. NCBI's taxonomy places the organism in Eukaryota, Viridiplantae, Streptophyta, Magnoliopsida, Fagales, Fagaceae. Bases 1 to 2787 code for a protein of 928 amino acids. Gene Ontology annotation, molecular function: ligand-gated monoatomic ion channel activity. The record is from RefSeq and is a predicted model, not a curated record. Gene Ontology annotation, cellular component: membrane. The transcript is spliced from 5 exons.